CAGUGUAAAUUAUCAGGACGGGCAGGACACACCAUGUCUGACCACUCACAGGCCUCCACAACAGAAGGUGGCGCUAAUGUCCUGCUGGAAGUUUGCUGCAGCGGUGGAGCCCCGCGUUUGCAGCUCGGAAGAAAAGUGAGCUCCAAAAGUUGGACAGCAGCUCCCAGACGCCGCUCAGAUGGAGCUGCAGCUUCCCCCCCACGAGGGAGAUGAGCUGUCCGUGGUUGACAUGCACACAGGUGGAGAGCCUUUGCGGAUCAUCCUCAGCGGAUACCCGGAGGUCAAAGGUGACACGGUGCUGUCCAAGCGGCGCUACGUCAGAGAGCACCUGGACCACCUGAGGAGGGUGCUGAUGCUGGAGCCGCGGGGCCACUGCGACAUGUACGGCGCCCUGAUCGUGGACAGCGAGACGCCCGAGGCCGACCUGGGGGUGCUCUUCAUGCACAACGAGGGCUACAGCACCAUGUGUGGACACGCCGUCAUCGCGCUGGGACGCUUCGCCGUGGACUACGGCCUCGUCAAAGAGCCCCAGUCGCCCGAGACCCAAGUGAACAUCCACUGUCCCUGUGGCCUGGUCAAGGCUUUUGUCCAGUACUCUCAUGGGAAGACAGGAGGGGUGAGGUUCCUCAGUGUCCCGGCGUUUGCAUUCGCCACAGAUGUGACUGUGACAGUGGAGGGCUUCGGCGACGUCGCGGUCGACAUCAGCUACGGAGGAGCUUUCUACGCCUUCGUCAGUGCCCAGUGCUUCGGCCUGGACGUCUCCAAGUCCAGGACUCGGGACCUUGUAGAUGCUGCCACUGCAGUGACCAAAGCUGUCAAAUCUCAGGUGAAGCUGCACCACCCAACCAGCGAUGACCUGGCCUUCCUCUACGGCACCAUCCUCACCGACGGCAAAGACGCUUACUCAUCUGAACCCACUGCCAACAUGUGUGUGUUCGCAGAGGCUCAGGUGGACCGCAGCCCCACCGGCUCCGGGGUCACGGCCCGCGUGGCCCUGCAGUACCACCGAGGUCUGCUGGGCCUGAACCAGAGCCGGACGUUUGAGAGCGGGGCCACCGGCUCCCGGUUCACAGGACGAGCUGUCCAGGAGACUCAGUGUGGAGACUUCAAGGCUGUGGUGGUGGAAGUUGCCGGCAGGGCUUUCUACACCGGUGUGUCCCGCUUUGUGCAAGAGGCAGAUGACAAACUCGCACGUGGCUUUCUCCUGAAAUGAGCCUCAACAGCAGCUUGGCUCUCUAAUCUUGGGUAUUAAAUGUCAAAACGGUUUUGAUUAUGUUCUUUUUUUUUUGUUGUUUCUAACCAAGAUUCGGUAGAACUUGUAGAGAUUCACCAAUAACUGCAGUGCUUACCUCCCUGAUUCCUCCAUGUGUAGGCAGGUGUGGACAGUCCAUCAGUUUACCUGUGUCUGACUUCCACCAUGGCCAUCUGUGAAGGUGCUGUAACCCUUAAGCAUCUCUCUAAUGGCUAAUGGCAGUUUCUCUCCUCUAUGAUAGUUUUUGAUUAAUCUCCUGGUGAUCCAGCGCUAUAUCAUUUGCGAAAGAAGAAUUUUACACAAGUCAAGCAUAAAAACUGUGCCAAAUAGUAACUUCAAAUACAUGGGUGAGAGUCCAUGUAGACACAUUCCUUUUUUUUCGUUAAUGUUUCCAGCAUUUCCCUACAUACGGGCUACAAUAAAUCUGUAGGAUGAUGUACUUUGGUAAUAGUUCUUAUUAAGCAUACGAACAGCUUCGUUUGAGUAAUGGAGGAAAGUGUAUACGAUAUUUAUCCCUGCACAAGCAAGAAAAAUCAGAAAUCAGAGCGUUCUGCAUCAAUAUAAAUUGGAAAAGAUUUGAUUUGACACUCCAACCAGGAGCAUAUUGAUCAUGUGGAAGUUUAAUAUUUAAUAAAAA
Messenger RNA from Myripristis murdjan (pinecone soldierfish), 1889 nucleotides. RefSeq names its product trans-L-3-hydroxyproline dehydratase (gene l3hypdh). Lineage: Eukaryota; Metazoa; Chordata; Actinopteri; Holocentriformes; Holocentridae. The transcript is spliced from 6 exons. The coding region runs from base 179 to 1213 and encodes 344 amino acids. The record is from RefSeq and is a predicted model, not a curated record. Gene Ontology annotation, molecular function: hydro-lyase activity.